Amphibalanus amphitrite is the source of this 1500-nucleotide messenger RNA. Its product is annotated as G protein-coupled receptor kinase 1-like. Gene Ontology annotation, biological process: regulation of signal transduction; G protein-coupled receptor signaling pathway; protein phosphorylation. The record is from RefSeq and is a predicted model, not a curated record. Gene Ontology annotation, molecular function: ATP binding; G protein-coupled receptor binding; G protein-coupled receptor kinase activity. Lineage: Eukaryota; Metazoa; Arthropoda; Thecostraca; Balanomorpha; Balanidae. The transcript has 10 exons. The coding region runs from base 574 to 1500 and encodes 308 amino acids.
AGUCUGCGAUUGGCUGUCGCGGUGUGAGGUGUCUGGGGCCGCCGCUUGGCUUGGGGAUCGGCUAGGGCUCGAUACAAAUUUAUCGGGAAGGGGGCAGUGAAGCAUCCUAGUUAUGUGAGUGACUAUGUCAUAUGUGGUGCGAUGAAGCUAUGAUCAUUUUUCAUAGCAGCGGGACUGAUAAAGUGGUUGAGAAGUGAGCGAGUGAAGUGCUGUGCGUGAGGGUGGGGUGCUUGACACACAUUUAUUCCUUUCGCCCGGCAUUAACCAUUGAUUUAAAGCAGAUUUGAAGCGCUAGCGCCGGGGCCGGACCGCGUCGUCGCUGAUCGUGGUCGUACGGCUGACCUGCUGGUGACCUGCCGCACCGGCUGGCGUCCUUCGAUCGACCCGUGACACCGACCGUGGAGUGGCCUUCCGCACACCUGAGAUAGCUGGCGAUCCACGGGACUUCUCCGAGUGUCCUGCCUGUGCGGUGCCGAACCGCGGCCGUCGGGACGCUGCGGGCCCGUCGGUCCGGGCUGGGAGUGAGUGACCUGACCGACCGCAGCAGCAGCCACCUGCACCCCAGUCAGCGCCAUGGCGGACCUCGAGGCGGUGCUGGCGGAUGUCAGCUACCUCAUGGCCAUGGAGAAGUCCAAGUCGACGCCGGCGGCGCGGGCCAGCAAGAAGAUCGUCCUGCCCGACCCCAGCGUGCGGAGUGUAAUGCACAAAUACAUGGAGAAGAUGGGCGAAGUCACUUUCGACAAGAUAUUCAACCAGCGACUAGGGUACCUUCUAUUCAAGGAAUACUGUGAGCAGUGUGUGGUGGAUCCCGUACCACAACUUAACUUCUAUGAAGAGAUAAAAAAGUUUGAAAAAUUAGACAAAGUGGACGACCGGAGGAAAAACGCCCGCGACAUCUACGACAACUUCAUCAUGAAGGAGCUGCUCUCACACACGCACAAUUACUCGAAACAGUCGGUGAGCCACGUUCAGAAGUACUUAACGAAGAAUGAAGUGCCCGCCAAUCUCUUUGAGCCAUACAUUGAGGAGAUUUUCAACCACUUGCGAGGCGAGCUCUUCAUGGGAUUCAUCGAAAGUGAGAAGUACACCAGGUUUACCCAGUGGAAAAACUUGGAGCUCAACAUUCAGCUGACGAUGAACGACUUCAGUGUGCACCGAAUCAUCGGAAGGGGAGGCUUCGGCGAAGUGUACGGUUGUCGCAAGGCCGACACGGGCAAAAUGUACGCCAUGAAGUGUCUGGACAAGAAGCGCAUCAAGAUGAAGCAGGGCGAGACGCUGGCGCUUAAUGAGAGGAUCAUGCUCUCACUCGUCAGCACAGGGGCUGAUUGUCCCUUCAUCGUGUGUAUGACGUACGCGUUCCACACGCCGGACAAGCUGUGCUUCAUCCUGGACCUGAUGAACGGCGGAGACCUGCACUACCACCUCAGCCAGCACGGCGUCUUCAACGAGAACGAGAUGCGCUUCUACGGCGCCGAGGUCAUACUGGGUCAGUUGGGGUAG